CUUCCCCUUCAAACAUUCAAGCGUCAAACAUGGCCACGUCCAGACUAGAGAUUAAUUUUAUCCGGCUAUUAUCGCGCUGUGAAUCUCUGGCUUCAGAGAAAAGAAAUGAGACCGAAUGGAGACUAGAGAAGUACGUUGGUGCCCUUGAGGAGAUGCUUGUUGCCCUUAAAAAGCGUCCAAGUAAACCAACACCGGAAAUACUGACGGACUACAACCGCAAGGUGGAGUUCCUCAAGGGUCUCUUAGAGGCAGACAAACUGCCGUCUCCAGCAGAGAAGUCUCUGGCCAAUCAGUUUCUGGCUCCUGGACGAACGCCUACGAUAUCCAGCGAGAGGAUGCCUGCCAGUAAGACGGUGCACAUCCAGAGUAAAGCGCGAUGUGUUGGAGAAAUGAGGAAGGAGCUGAUGAGCACUGCUGUGUCAAGUUCUGGUUCAUUGGAUACGGAUCUCAGACACAGAAAGAGUAUUCCUGUAGACGAGCGGCAGUCGGCGGGAGAGCUGGACGCUAUUCUACAGCAUCAUCACAACCUGCAGGAGAAACUGGCUGAUGACAUGCUGAAUCUCGCUCGCAACCUGAAGAACAACACGCUCGCGGCCCAGAACAUCAUCAAACAGGACAACCAGACUCUCAAUCAGUCCAUGCGUCAGGCAGACAUGAACUUCGAGAAGCUGAAGACCGAAUCAGAGCGUCUGGAGCAGCACGCCAAGAAAUCCGUCAACUGGUUCCUGUGGCUGAUGCUAAUCGUCGUCUCCUUCACGUUCAUCAGCAUGAUCCUCUUCAUAAGACUGUUCCCGAGACUCAGAUGAUGCUAAUCACCACUAGAACCGCUAGAUUUAAUUUAUCUAUUACAACAGGUUUACAGACACUAGCAAAGAGUUAUACAUUUGAUUGACAGCCUCGAUCGUUCAGUCAGCUUCAGCCAUUCCCGCGAAAACCAUUGUUGAUGUCAUAACGAAUUCGCGCCGAAUCCCUGUGAAGAACGUUUUUAAAUGAUUCGGUUGUUAUUAACGGUUAGUAUUUGAUAACUAGCCCACAAACUGUUCGUCAGUCAUUUAAAUACAUAAUCUGACGAGAAACGUUCUCAAUACUUAUUCUGAGACCGACGUUUUCAUCUUUUAAAAGACGCGUUUCCAACAGGCUAAUAUUGCUUAAUACAGGCUAAUGGGUUUUGACACUAUAUAUGAGCGUUUUCAGAAGCUACAAAUGACUGACCUCUAUCUGAGUUUCUGUACGGUCGCUAUAAAAACGGACCGAGCUGUUUUAAGGUCCGGUGGACUUGUCCGGACUCGCCUCGUCGAUGCGGAAAUGUUCUGGCAAACAGAAGGAAGUAUUUUUGCCCGUCGGAAGCACAGAUGGAUACUGUCUUCUCCACCCAGAGAGUAAAUGGCCCAUAUUUAGCUGCUAACGAUCUAUUCGUGCUUGUUCCCUAUAUAGCACAUGGAAGGAGUAGCCUAUUAAGUAUUGCUCAGAUAUGGCUAACGUGUUUGUUUCUCUAGGCAGCUCUAUUGAUGGAUCUUAAUGUUCAUCUGAAGCGGCCUGUCAAUCAUCGUUUAUCUGUCCGUGUGUUUAUUUUCGCUCCUGUAAUUCAUUCACAUGAACAGAUGGUCAUAGGCUACUCUUCCUUUCUAUCAGAUGGGUUCCAAGUUAUCUGUGAAGAAAAAACAGGAGGGUGUGUUAUUUUAAUAAAAUAAUUAGCAAUCUG
Carassius auratus (goldfish) is the source of this 1702-nucleotide messenger RNA. RefSeq names its product vesicle transport protein USE1. NCBI's taxonomy places the organism in Eukaryota, Metazoa, Chordata, Actinopteri, Cypriniformes, Cyprinidae. Gene Ontology annotation, molecular function: SNAP receptor activity. The coding region runs from base 30 to 806 and encodes 258 amino acids. The transcript is spliced from 8 exons. Gene Ontology annotation, cellular component: SNARE complex; endoplasmic reticulum. The record is from RefSeq and is a predicted model, not a curated record. Gene Ontology annotation, biological process: retrograde vesicle-mediated transport, Golgi to endoplasmic reticulum.